AAUUGCCUUUAUGAACGAGUUUCAUGAACCCCUCCCUGGAAACCGAGACAGGCGCAGUGGACGCGGACACCAGCGGCGCACACCAUUGGCUGAGAGCGCAGCUUUACCUGUAGGAAGGUGUGCCAAGCAGACAGCAGGAUGAACUUUUCUUUGCUCUGAUCCACUUCAGGGAUUUGAAUUCAUGCUCCUGAGAUCAUGGAGCCCGUAACGUCUUGGAGCGACGAGAGAGUCGCCGAGUGGCUCAAAGGUCUGGAUGCUCCUCUGCAGCAGUACUCAUUCUCUGAAUGGCAUCUCUCUGGUUCAGAACUGCUUCAUCUUUCAUCAUCCAAACUGGAGAAACUCGGUGUGCAUAAAAUCGGACAUCAGGAGCUCAUACUGGAGGCUGUGGAAAAACUCUGUGCUUUGACGUACAGUGUUGGGGGUGAUAGUCUGCGCAGUUUGACAGAGAAACUGCGUGCAGUGGCUCACACUCUGCAGAUGAGCAUACAGGGACGCUGGCGUGUCAAUACCAGUGAUGGACAGAGCGCCACCAAGCUGUCACAACAGGUGCUGCAGGCAGUGGUGGACAUAAUUACAGAAUCCAAUGGACUUGUGUCUUUGCUCAACAGGUAUCAGUAUGCACAGCAGACUGGAUAUACAGCAAAUGAAAAAGUUGCCACUCUGUGUAAAGAUCUGGACAAUACAGUGCAUAAGGAAACCGCUGUGUUUGAAAAGGAGAAGGACAUCAUCUCCAUAUGCCGUCAGUUGGUAGCAGUGUGUGAUGAGAUUUUGACCAUUACUCCAUUGCCUCUUCUUACCCAUACUGCCCAGCUGGAGAGUGUUGACCUGGUCCCAGCCUCACCUGGAGAUCAAGUGGGAAUUGAGAUCACCACCACAGGAUCCAGAAAUCAUUUUGUCACUGGAACAGCAGCAGAGUCUCCUACAGAGAUCUGUGAGAAGAUUUUAGCGGGAGAUGAGGUCAUUCAGGUCAACGGACAGAUAGUGGUUGGCUGGAGCCGGGCAAACCUUGUUAAAAAACUAGAGGAAAAUCCAAAUGGAGUCACUCUGGUUUUGAGGAGGCAUCCAGGGUACCUGAAACGCAAGGAGAGCCGAGCCAAGUCUGAGAAAGAGGAGGAAGAGGAAGAAGAGGAAGAGAAAAACAAACAUUCUCUUUUGGGCAGGGUGGCAGCUUCAGUCCGCUCUCUGUCCUUCAGUGAGGACAUGCAAGUGAUCCGCUAUCUCAGAUCGGCGUCAGACAGCACAUACAAUUUUAGACGGGAGAAAUCAGCGCUCUCUAGUGAACAAAGCUCUAAUGAACCUCAGCCAAUCACCUUAAAGCCAGGGACAGAGUCUCAGCGAGCAAGUCGAAACAGUUUGGAAAUAGAUUCAUCUGCACGAAGGAGUCCGUCCCCACAAGGCUCAGAGCUGAAUCGAGCCAGCACAAGCUCCUGCCCUGACAUGGCAGGACUAAAAGAGGAAAAGGAGAACAAGAAGAGCUCUACUAAAGGAACACGGACAGCGAUGAGCCGUAGGAGAGUGUCCUGUCGUGAACUUGGCCGCCCAGACUGUGACGGAUGGCUCUGGAAGAAGAGAAAAGAAGCAAAUGUCUUCGUGACUCAGAAGUGGCAGAGAUUUUGGUUUGUCCUGAAAGGCCCUACACUGUAUUGGUAUACCAGCCAACAGGAGGAGAAGGCGGAGGGCUUGAUCAAGAUCGGCAGCUACAGUAUAGAAAGCGCAGGAGAACACAAGAGGAAGUAUGUAUUUAAAAUGUGCCACCAGCGCUUCCAGAAUUUCUUCUUUGCUGCUGAUAAUGUAACCGACAUGAGCAAAUGGAUUAACUGCUUAAUUGCAGCUAUUCAGAAACAUAAGAAACAUACGCAAAGUCAGCCAGACAGUGAAGAAGAAUGUUACAGUGAAACUGAAUCUGAGGGGGAAUCGUCACGUUCACCCAUUCCUCAUCGGAAGAAAGUCAAUACGAAAACUCAAACACAGUCAAACACACUUCCUCGAACAAAGGGAAAGCAGAACAGGAUGUCAGAGCCAAUAACCAUUUCACAAGCAACGGGCAGUAAAAUUGCAGGAAAUGUGGAUGAGAUGGAUGAAAUGUUCCAUAGCCUGAAGAAAGGAGGCGUGUCUCUGAUUGGACAGAAUCAGCCAACGACUCACGACCAGCUUCGUAAAUCCUUCAUCAAACGCAACAAAAACCCUGUUAUAAAUGAGAAGAUACACAUACUCCGUGCUCUCCAGAGCACACUUAAGGCGAGAGAGGCAGAACUUCAGCUGAUUAACAAGAUCCUGGAGGACUCUGAGUUCUCACCGCAGAAGUUCCGUCAGUGGAGAAAGUUAAAUGAAGAGCUGCUGCAGGACAUUGAGAGACAGUACAAACAGACAGACUCACCAAGCAUAGACACAGAUUCUAAAGAUGCCAAGGAUGAGGCAAGCACACUGACUCUGAGUGAUGGAGAACAGUUGGUAGAUUCAGAGACGCAUAACAACGGAGGUUCCACAGAGGCACAGGUGCCGAUGCAAACGCAUACCACAGUCACAGAUGAAACUACAGAGAACUACUUUUACAUAUGACACUUCGGAUUCUGCGAACACGACCAUUUCCUUCCUGUACUGUAUUAAAACAUAACAAAACGAGAACUGAAAGUGCAACACUGGGAUAAAUAUAUGGUUCCGAAUUGCAGCCAUCUGGGACAGACCACUGGCUGCUUUACCGGAAGAUCUAUCAUCUGGAGCUUCUCAAAACUACCUUGUACUCUUGCUGUACAUUCACUAUGAGCUAUCUCUGAAUUGAUGAACUGCGUUAUGCUGGCAAAAUGAACAAAUCGAACUUUAGGCACUUGCUAAAGAAUGUUGAUUAUACUGAUGUAUGAUCAAAUUUUAAAUAUAUAUAUACAUAUUUUAGAUUAAUUAUAUUAAUAUGACGCAUAUUUGUUUUUUAUGUCAAGUAUGUAAGAUUUCCUUAAAUAUGUCAAAAAAUUUUUAUGAAUGUUUCCGGUAUGUUCAGACAUGAUAGACAAGAAAGUAUUGCUUUUAUAAGAAUGUAUUCUUUUUAUUAUGUAAAAAUAUGUAUGGCAGUGCAGAUCUUGAAAACAAGUUUAGCAGGCUCAAAAACUAUAUUUCCUGAGGAAAAAGAAUUAUACCUCAUUGUGCAUAGUUUGUAUUAAAUGCCCAGCAAUGUUCAUUUCCCCAGAAUUGCCACACAGUGGCGCCCUGUGUUUUGUUCACGAGGUGUUUCACACUCCAAUCAUCUGUUCCUUUGAGUCUCCGUGUUUUUAUACCAACAGUGUAUAAUCAUGCAUAUAACGGCUAUGUUUAUAUAUGUAUUUGCAUCUGAAGCUUUAUUUUAAUAUUUGUCAAUAGUGUUUUUGUUUGUUUGUUUGUUUGUUUAUCCAAGACAAAAACUGGUUAUAAAGUCAGACAUUUUUGUCAUAAACUGAUAAACUUACUCUAGGAAGAAAGCGGUUAGUGUUAAGUGACUUUUUGUGUUUUCAUGCUCCUGACAAAGAAAAAAGUCCCAAAAUGUAAUAAUUUAUUUUAUGUUGCUGUUAAUUUGUGUUUAUAAACACAAUGUGUAAACAGAGAUGUGAAAAAGAAAGAGAGAUGUGAAAUAGAAACAUGAGAUUUGAAUGAUUUGUCAUUUGCCUUUUUAUACAAAGUGUGCAAUUAAGUUUAUGCAGCGCCAAAGCCAAUCUCACCACACCUGUUCCUCUGAAAUUGGUUUAAAUUAUUAUUAAAUAGUUUUAGCAAAAUA
This is a messenger RNA of Labeo rohita (rohu), 3739 nucleotides long. It is a transcript of the gene cnksr1, whose product is annotated as connector enhancer of kinase suppressor of Ras 1. The transcript is spliced from 22 exons. The record is from RefSeq and is a predicted model, not a curated record. NCBI's taxonomy places the organism in Eukaryota, Metazoa, Chordata, Actinopteri, Cypriniformes, Cyprinidae. The coding region runs from base 196 to 2559 and encodes 787 amino acids. Gene Ontology annotation, molecular function: protein binding.